Messenger RNA from Zingiber officinale, 2183 nucleotides. RefSeq names its product transmembrane 9 superfamily member 3-like. Gene Ontology annotation, cellular component: membrane. NCBI's taxonomy places the organism in Eukaryota, Viridiplantae, Streptophyta, Magnoliopsida, Zingiberales, Zingiberaceae. The record is from RefSeq and is a predicted model, not a curated record. The coding region runs from base 131 to 1915 and encodes 594 amino acids. The transcript is spliced from 7 exons. Gene Ontology annotation, biological process: protein localization to membrane.
ACUAACGGAAAACGGUGGAUGUUCUCCAAAAUCGUAAUUUCCAACCUGAUCCAUCCACGAGAGAAGACCAUUUUUUUUUUCCACUCCGUCCUUCCCUUCUCUCCGAUUUGACUCUAUCCGAGCUAGAGCCAUGGGGAGGGGGUCGAUGGAUCUGGCUGCUGCAGCAGCGGCGUUGCUGAUUUUGUGCUUCGGGAUAGCUGGAGUAGCGUCGGACGCUUCCGAUCACCGCUACAAGAAAGGGGACCCCGUCCCUCUCUACGCCAACAAGGUCGGUCCUUUCCAUAACCCUAGUGAAACAUAUCGUUACUUUGAUCUACCCUUUUGCACUCCAGAGCAUUUAAAAGAGAAAAGGGAAGCCCUUGGUGAAAUUUUGAAUGGAGAUCGCCUUGUUGAUGCCCCCUACAAACUUGAUUUUCGAGAAGAUUUUAAAUUCAAGGAGCUUUGCAAGAAGAAACUCAAACCGGAAGAUGUUGCUAGGUUUAGGGAUGCUGUCGCCAAGGAUUACUAUUUCCAGAUGUACUAUGAUGACCUUCCUAUCUGGGGAUUUGUUGGGAAAGUUGACAAGGAAGGAAAAGAUCUGAGUGAUUACAAAUACUAUCUUUUCCGACAAAUGCAAUUUGAUAUACUCUACAAUGAGGAUCGUGUGAUUGAGAUUAGUGUUCAUACUGAUCCUAAUGCACUGGUGGAUAUUACUGAGGACAGGGAUAUUGAGGUAGAUUUUACCUACUCUGCUAAAUGGCAGAAGACAAAAACAACAUUCAAGAAGAGGAUGGAGAAGUACUCACAAACCUCUUCCCAGCCUCACCAUCUGGAGAUUCACUGGUUCUCCAUCAUAAAUUCAUGUGUUACUGUUCUUCUAUUGACUGGGUUCCUAGCAACAAUUCUCAUGCGUGUGCUGAAGAAUGAUUUUGUGAAGUAUGCUCAUGAUGAGGAAUCUACUGAGGAGCUAGAAGAGACCGGGUGGAAGUACAUCCAUGGUGACGUCUUUCGGUUUCCAAAAAACAAGUCACUUUUUGCUGCAUGUCUUGGUUCUGGCACUCAGUUGUUUGCUCUCACCGUGUUCAUUUUUAUUCUUGCACUAGUUGGGGUUUUCUAUCCUUACAACCGUGGGUCUCUGUUCACUGCUCUGGUGGUCAUAUAUGCACUUACCUCUGGCAUUGCUGGAUAUACUGCUACCUCUUUCUACUGUCAGCUUGAAGGGACAAACUGGGUAAGGAAUUUGCUGUUGACAGGAUGCCUUUUCUGUGGACCUUUGUUCAUGACAUUCUGCUUUCUGAAUACUGUUGCUAUUGUGUAUAGCGCUACUGCAGCAUUACCAUUUGGAACCAUUGUUGUCAUUGCUCUCAUAUGGGUAUUGGUAACUGCUCCAUUGCUUGUUUUGGGUGGAAUUGCUGGUAAAAAUAGCAAAUCAGAGUUUCAGGCCCCUUGCCAGACAAAGAAAUAUCCAAGAGAAAUUCCCCCAUUGCCUUGGUACCGAGGAACAAUCCCACAGAUGGCAAUGGCUGGUUUUCUUCCUUUUAGUGCAAUUUACAUUGAACUUUACUACAUAUUUGCUAGUGUGUGGGGCCACAGGAUAUACACAAUCUACAGUAUUCUGUUCAUAGUAUUCAUCAUCCUUCUUAUUGUGACAGCUUUCAUUACAAUUGCACUAACCUACUUUCAACUUGCUGCUGAAGACCAUGAAUGGUGGUGGAGGUCUUUCUUAUGUGGGGGAUCCACUGGUCUAUUUGUAUACGCCUACUGUUUGUACUACUACUAUGCCCGCUCGGACAUGUCUGGAUUCCUGCAGACCUCCUUCUUCUUCGGGUAUAUGGCUUGCAUCUGCUAUGGCUUCUUCUUGUUGCUUGGUAUGGUUGGCUUCCAUGCAGCUUUGCUGUUUGUACGCCACAUCUACAGAUCCAUAAAAUGCGAGUAGCAUAUCAGUACCCACGAUUGGUUGGAUGAAAGCCAUUGCAAAGGUAGCCUGCUGCUUUGGGACCAGGAGUAAUGCCAUUCCAGAAAGUCUAGUUACAGUUUAUUAAAGAUAGGUGACGAGUUUCUCGUAGCUGCCCAUUCUUUCUCACUUGUACUGUGAAACAGUUUGGCAACACUUGAUCUACGUGUAAGACGCAUCUUUCUGAUAACUUGAUGCAACAUCUUUAAUUCAUAUGAGAAAGCAUUUGCUAUGCGAUAGUUCAUCUUCA